Molecule: messenger RNA, 2376 nt
Organism: Rhineura floridana
Lineage: Eukaryota; Metazoa; Chordata; Lepidosauria; Squamata; Rhineuridae
Product: vomeronasal type-2 receptor 26-like
Exons: 5
Coding region: 1-2376 (791 amino acids)
Biological process (GO): G protein-coupled receptor signaling pathway
Cellular component (GO): membrane
Molecular function (GO): G protein-coupled receptor activity
Source: RefSeq, a predicted model, not a curated record
AUGGCCUUAGCAUUUGCUGUGAAAGAGAUAAAUGAGAAUCCCACCAUCUUACCAAAUAUCUCUCUGGGGUUCCGCAUCCUCAAUAGCUACUUGACUGCAAAAAUGACUUACAAGGCCACACUAAGCCUCCUUUCCACACAACAGAGGUUUGUCCCCAACUUCAGGUGUCACAACCAGAACAAUCUGAUAGCAAUCAUUGGAGGAUGUUUCUCUGAGAUCUCUGUCAAUGUGGCCAUCAUUUCAGCAAUCCACAAGACUCCACAGCUCACUUAUGGUUCAUUUUUGCAACUACAAAAUUCCAAACUACUAUUCCCAUUGUUGUACCAAAUGGUUCCCACUGAAGCCCACCAGCAAACAGGAGUUGUGCGGUUACUUCAGCAUUUCAGAUGGAAAUGGGUUGGGGUUGGAGCUGUGGAUGAUGACAAAGGGGACCAGUUUUUACAGACGAUGGUGCCAAUGCUUUCCCAGAAUGGCAUCUGUUAUGCUUUCAUAGUAAGAAUGCCAAAAUGGGAUUAUGUGGAUAAAUUAAUAGAUUUGGUUAUACACCAGUGGAAAACCUAUGAAGUUAUCUUUGAGGAAAAAGCCAAUGUAUUCUUUAUCUAUGGAGAACCUCCAUCCUUUCAGAUUGUGAGGAUAUUUCUGUUUAUAGCAUCUUAUAUGGAAUUGCCCCGUCUCUGCAAAGUGUGGAUUAUUACAUCCCACUGGGAUUUCACAUCAAUAUCCAUUCAAAAGACUUGGGAUAUGCAAACAUUCCAUGGCUCCAUAUCCUUCACUGCUCACUCAAAUCAGCCAUUCGGAUUCCAAAAGUUUACUGAGGGAAUAAGACCUUCCUGGGCCAAAGGAGAUGGUUUUAUCCAAGACUUCUGGGAACAGGCCUUCCAUUGUUCAGUAAAAAUGUCUAAAGAGCAGGAGAAAGCUGAGAAGAAAACGUGCACUGGGGAGGAGAAGCUGGAGAGCAUUCCUGGUAUUCUGUUUGAAAUGAAGAUGAGUGGCCACAGCUACAGUGUCUACAAUGCUGUCUAUGCUGUGGCACAUGCUUUGCAUGCCAUAUAUGAAUCCAGCUUCAAACAUAGAAGGUCCCUACAGAGACUCAUAGUUCAGAAUAUGCAGCCAUGGCAGGUCCAUCACUUUUUAAGGCACAUCAUGUUCAAUAACAAUGUUGGAGACAAUGUAAACUUUGAUGACAAUGCAGAACUCAUUGCAGGUUUUGAUGUUACAAACUGGCUGAUGUUCCCCAAUGGCUCGGUAGUUAGAGUAAAAGUUGGAAGACUGGAACCUCAGGCUUCUCCAGGCAAAGAGCUAACCAUUCAUGAUGACCAAAUUGUCUGGCACCAAAGGUUUAAUCAGAUGCUGCCCCUUUCUGUGUGCAAUGACAACUGCUAUCCUGGCUACAGCAGGAAAAAGAAGGAAGGAGAGAUAUUUUGCUGCUAUGACUGUGCUCCAUGUCCGGAAGGGAUGUUCUCUGGCCAGAAGGACAUGGAUGCCUGCAUCAAUUGUCCGGAAGAUCAUUAUCCCAACAAAGACCAAAGUCAGUGCAUUCCAAGAGUUUUAAGCUAUCUCUCCUACAAAGAAGAUUUAGGAACUAUCUUAGUUAUCAUUGCUAUUUCUUUCUCUUUCAUCACCACUUUAGUACUUGGAAUUUUUAUGAAGCACAAGGACACUCCCAUAGUCAAAGCCAACAACCGGACCCUCACCUACAUCCUUCUCAUCUCCCUCCUCCUUUGCUUCCUCUGCUCUUUCCUCUUCAUUGGAGAACCUGGAAAGGUCACCUGUCUUCUCCGACAAGCUGCUUUCGGCACAAUCUUCUCUUUGGCCCUCUCUUCUGUGCUGGCAAAGACCAUCACUGUGGUUGUGGCAUUCUUGGCAACCAAACCAGGUGCCAGGAUGAGAAAAUGGGUGGGCAAAAGAAUGGCACAUUCUGUUGUUCUUUGCUGCACCUUUAUUCAAGUUGGCGUUUGCAUUUUUUGGUUAAGUACUUCCCCUCCAUUCCCAGAUAAGGACAUGCACUCAUUGCAUGGAAAAACCAUACUGGAAUGUAAUGAAGGUUCAGCUACCAUGUUUUACUGUGUCUUGGGCUAUAUGGGCUUCCUGGCCAUUGUGAGUUUCAUUGUGGCUUUUCUAGCCAGGAAGUUACCUGACAGUUUUAAUGAGGCCAAAUUCAUCACUUUCAGCAUGUUGGUGUUUUGCAGUGUUUGGCUGUCCUUUGUUCCAACCUACCUGAGCACCAAAGGAAAAUACAUGGUGGCUGUAGAGAUCUUCUCUAUCUUGGCCUCUAGUGCUGGGUUACUGGGUUGCAUUUUUUACCCUAAAUGCUACAUUAUUGUGCUGAGGCCUGAGCUGAACAGUAAGGAGCAACUAACAAGGAAAACAAAAUGA